UCUGUCACUCACGGGCAGAUUGUUGUCAAAAUGGAGUUCUUACUUGGGAAUCCUUACAGCACUCCCGUGGGCCAAUGUAUAGAGAGAGCGACAGAUGGAGGGCUACAGAAUGAAGACUGGACCCUCAACAUGGAGAUCUGUGACAUUAUCAAUGAGACAGAUGAAGGGCCAAAAGAUGCUGUGCGCGCCCUGAAGAAGAGACUCAGCGGGAACAGGAAUUACAGAGAAGUGAUGCUAGCACUAACAGUGUUGGAGACGUGUGUGAAGAAUUGUGGUCACAGGUUUCACGUCCAGGUUGCCAAUAGAGAUUUUAUUGAUGGUGUGAUGGUCAAAAUCAUCUCCCCUAAAGCCAAUCCUCCAACUAUAGUACAAGACAAAGUGCUGUCGCUCAUACAGGCCUGGGCUGAUGCCUUCAGGAGUAGUCCUGAUCUAACUGGGGUCGUCCAUAUUUAUGAGGAACUAAAAAGGAAGGGCAUCGAGUUCCCAAUGGCAGACCUAGAUGCAUUGUCUCCUAUCCACACACCUCAAAGGGGUACACCGGAGGUCGACCCUGCCAUGCUGACGUACAGAGCCCCUGCCUCACCUGCUGUCAAGCCUCCUAAACCUGCUGCAGCCCCAACCUCUGCCUCACAGAUUGCCCAUGUGCCCAAUCUACAACGGCCUAUCACACCGACGCCUGAACAGAUUGCCCGGCUGCGUAGUGAGCUCGACGUAGUGAGAGGGAACAUCAAAGUCAUGUCAGAGAUGCUAACAGAGAUGGUCCCUGGCCAAGAAGAGGCAUCUGACCUUGAACUACUUCAGGAGCUGAACAGGACCUGCAGGGCCAUGCAGCACAGGGUGGUGGAGCUGAUAUCGCGCGUCUCCAACGAGGAAGUGACGGAGGAGCUGCUACACGUCAAUGAUGACCUGAACAAUAUUUUUCUCCGAUAUGAGAGGUACGAACGGUAUAGAUCGAGCAGAGCUACACAGAACAAUGGGAUGCUGAAUGAGGCUACGGAGGACAACCUGAUAGACCUGGGUCCAGGCUCCCCUGCUGUGGUCACGCCCAGGACCACCUCCAGCCCGCCACGCCAGUCUACUACUGGGACUGCAGCCUCUCCUGCCAGUAACGCCACUAUGUCCCCACUGUCCUCUGCACUAGCUGGUCUUGAUGUAGGUUCAGACAGCGUAAGCAGUACUCUGACCUCUCUGUCAGCCCACAAUCGAGACGACUUUGACAUGUUUGCUCAGACCAGGAGCAGCUCGCUGGCCGAUCAACGGAAAAAUGUUAAGUAUGAGGACCCUCAGGCUCUGGGUGGCCUGGCCUCGGCUCUGGAUGUUAGACAACAGAACACGGGAGGGCUGAGGGUAAAAGGGGAUGAUAACCCAGCAGAUCAGGAGCUGCCCAUAGACAGCUGGCUUAUUACCCAAGGAAUGAUCCCCGUACCGCAGUCCUCUGUCAUGGAUGAUAUAGAGGAGUGGCUCUGUACUGAUGUGAAAGGUGAUGGUGCGGAGGAGGGUGUGACCAGUGAAGAGUUUGACAAAUUCCUGGAGGAGCGUGCAAAAGCAGCAGACUCUCUUCCACCUCCCCCUGGAGAUAACCCAGCUCACCCUGCCCGUGCACCUAGUGGCUCCCACAAGAAGGCUGAGCGGACAGAAGAUGCCCUCUUUGCCUUGUAGACUCUGAUCAGAGAACCUUGACCUCUCGCUAGAAUGUCUGGAGGUCCUGGCCCGUCAUGACUCUUCUGAAACUGUCCCUCCUGUCCCAUUUCGUUACUGGCUGGCAGUAACGUAGCAAACCGUCUCACCUGCUUCUUCUUCUUUUGUCACUGUUCUUCUAAAGCACAUUCCCCCAGUAUGUUACUGCACACUAAUGUGUUGUGUUUAAUGAUAUAUGGAUGUAUUAAACUGGCAAUGUGGGAUGUAUUUGUAACCAAAGGAUGACAACCUUACUUUUUUGACAGGGUUUUAAAAAUCUACAAUUGCAUUACUGGAAAAGGUUGAUGAUGAAAGUUAUUACUGCAGGCACAUAUACCCGGUCAGUAUGAAAGCAUUAAAUUAGCAUUACAGCCUACUGUGUUAUCUGCUACUUUCAGCUAAUUGUUAUUUUAUGCAUUAAUUGUAUGAAUGGUCUAUUCCGUAUUAGUGCAGUAAUUAUGGCCAAUUUAUACAUUUUAUUUCAUGCAAAGAAUAAAAUCUUACUUUGUUAGAAAUUUAAUAUUGAAUAUAAUAUGUGGAAUGAAUAAUAUGUCUAUAGUGAUGUGUUAGAAUUGUCUGGCUAAAUAAGCUAGCCAGAAUCAGUAGAUUUGCGCCCCCCCCCAGGAUGUCCGUUAAUCAAAGGGAAAAAACAAAAGGAGAGAAAAUUACUGGUUACAAAUCGGGAAGGUCUGUGUCCAUUAAUCUCCCCUCCUUUUUUCAGUCCAUUGAAAACUACAACCAAAAAUAAUAAUAAAAAAAAAAGUUUGAAAAGUUGCAAACAUGUUCAGCCAUUCCAAAGAUUUUUUUUUUCCGGAUUUAAGUACCAACAUGCACGCAAUUGUGCCAGUUGAAAAAGCAUCAUUUGUCAUAAUUUCAUUUUGGAAAGAUGUUCUGUUCAUUGUGCAUUCCCUGUUAUAUUAGUGAUAGUGCACUUUGUCGCAAAAACAAACCUUUAUAUUGUCCUUUGUCUUUUCAAGAUGGCUACUAUUUUUAUAAGGGAUGGGAAAAGGUCUUUAGAUUGACUUCAUUUUGCACAUAACUUUUGUAACUCUUUCAUUCCAACACCUGUCCAUUAAAUACACACAGAUGGGCUCUGACAAGUUGUGACGACAAAAUAUUUCAGUGCAGUUAAGCAGUUACAUGUAUAUGCAAGUAACAAUAUCACAGUGGGCAAAACUGUUAAUUCAGAGUCCAAUCAACAUCAACCAUUGCUGUCAACUCACUAUUAAACAAAGGUCGAAAGUGAAAGUUUUCAUUGACAUCACUAUAUAACCGCAAUGCGACGUCAGUGACUCACAUCCCCUAACCAAAAGAGUGUUUUUUUGGGGGGGUUUCCAGUCUGACAGGGAUUUGAGCCAAAGACCUUCUGGUCACAAGCACAAACCCCAGCUUUUCAACCAGUGAUUUGUGUUACUCAUGUAACCCAUAUACUUUUCUGUAUAUUUGUUGGUAUAUGUCAAGUUUUUGGUAUACUUGCCAGUCAAAACUAAGUAUACUUUAAGUAUAUAUUUGAUAAGUAAACUGAAUUAAAAUAAAUGUAUCCAAGUUUAUGAGCAGUACACCUCUUUUAAACUAAAAAAUGAGUAGGCUUUCAGUUUUCUUAUGUACUUAACAGAUUAUACUUAAAGUAUGCUUAGGUUAUACUGACAAGUAUACAACAAAAAGAAAGUAUACUUCAUGUAUGCUGACAAAAAUACAGAAAAGUCAGUAUAAUUGUAUAGUGACAAUUAUUCAGGAUAAGAAGUGUCUUCAGGUAACAAAUCAGUGGUGAAAAAGUGGGACAUGUGGGGAUAGGGAGAUGCAGUUGAGACCAGAAGGCCACUGAAUCAGAUUCCCAUCAAUCAAUCAGUUCUUUGUUGUUGUUGUAGGGGGAGGGAGUAGUCAAUAAUUGAAGUUGCACCAUGAUGUUGAUUCAAUGUCAUACAUUGACAUCAAUGAAAACUUUAAUUUUUAUGUUUUGACAAUAAUUGUUGAUAUUGAUUUAACAUUAAAUUGAUACUAAUUGCCCACUGGGGUGGCACUUAAAUUACUAUGAGCACAUCUUACCACAGGCAAGCUAAUCAGCAACAAGAUGCUCUACUUUAAAGGAUGUUUUCAUGUGUACGUAUUUCUUGAAAUACUAUAAAAUAUGUAUUCUGUAUACCUCACAAUUCAUCAAACUUAAUUUCUGUAUCUGAUUAUUGGCUAUUGAUGAUAUCCAGAAGGCACAAUUUUUUUUAUGUAUUAUUAAGUACCCCAUUAUAUUUUUGUAUUUCAUCUUAAAUCUUCCCUUGAGAAGACAAGCUCAAUUUGUGUGAGCUCUUAAAGUAUUUUUAUUUGUGGUUCAUCAUUUAUGAAUUAAGAUUGUGGCAAAGUAUCUUAAAGUGGAGUUCAUCUUUGGUUUCUUCAGAUUACACUUUGGUGAAAACAGUAGAAUGUUCUGUUCCUGUUCUUGAUGCCCUCUAGAUUAUUUCCUUUUAGUCUUUUAAAGACCAAACACCAACUGGCAUUAGUGAAUUGGAAUUUUCUUAUGUCGUAUGAUGCAAACUUAUUGUCAGUAUAGGCCAUCACAUGGAAAGUAUUCAUGAUUUGUUGACCUUAACAUAUUUAUAGUGUUAACAUUAAGAAUUUCUGUAAGUAAUAAUUCACUAUUUAAUUGUAUUUUAAUGGAGAAAAUGUAUUAAUUAGCCCUAACGGUAUUUAGCGCUGUAUGGUUACAGGAUAACGUGUAUUUCAGGUAACUGGUAACAGAUUUACAAUCAGCAACCCACUUUGGAAACAUAUUAAUGAAAGGGACACUACACUCAGUUUCUGUUUGUGACUUAUCUCUGGGUCUAUAACGGCGUGUGUUGUUACUUGUGUUUAUGUAACUCAAAGCUAGCCAUGUCCAAGCUGUUUCAGAAAGUGAAUAUAUGUUUUGAUGGUAACACUGUGUAUGUGGAAGAAAGGCUUGUUUUCUUUUUGUGCCCUAUGUCUGUUACCAAGGCUCAGAUUGCUCUGUGGCUUAAUGCACGUAUGUAACUGUCCAAUAAAACACUAGCAGUUUGUGACCUCUACCUCAUGACUGUUGGUGCUUAUUGAAGGUUGUGUACAAG
Molecule: messenger RNA, 4751 nt
Organism: Thalassophryne amazonica
Lineage: Eukaryota; Metazoa; Chordata; Actinopteri; Batrachoidiformes; Batrachoididae
Gene: tom1l2a
Product: TOM1-like protein 2
Exons: 17
Coding region: 31-1659 (542 amino acids)
Biological process (GO): signal transduction
Cellular component (GO): membrane; endosome
Molecular function (GO): clathrin binding; phosphatidylinositol binding; ubiquitin binding
Source: RefSeq, a predicted model, not a curated record